Gaeumannomyces tritici R3-111a-1 is the source of this 2390-nucleotide messenger RNA. RefSeq lists its product as hypothetical. The transcript has 2 exons. The record is from RefSeq and is a predicted model, not a curated record. Bases 1001 to 2158 code for a protein of 385 amino acids. Gene Ontology annotation, biological process: regulation of DNA-templated transcription. Gene Ontology annotation, molecular function: zinc ion binding; DNA-binding transcription factor activity, RNA polymerase II-specific. NCBI's taxonomy places the organism in Eukaryota, Fungi, Ascomycota, Sordariomycetes, Magnaporthales, Magnaporthaceae.
GGCGUCUGUGCUGGUUCUGCCCUGACACCAUGUCACCCUGCCCAGUUCAUCAGGUGGUCAAGUGUGGGCAAAUGCCGGAAAGGCUCGGUGCGAAUCGGACUUAAAGGAAAGGCCGACUAGGCGCGGCAAGGGUCUUGGGGUGUGGCAAAGGGCGCAGCCGCUUGCCAUCGGCAACCUUGCACUGUUACAGUCGGCAUUUGGCUCCACGAGAGCUCAAAUGCUGGGACACCAGUUUGACUGGCAGCUCGGCGCCGAUACAAGGAGCAGGGGAUGGGCGCCCAGGCGGGCGGGCUGUUGCUCCGCAUGGCAAAGCUGCCCAGACGCUGAAAUGCUAUCUGGUCAGGAUUGACAGCCCGUUUGGGGCGGGAGCAGAAUAGCGGGCUGGUGAGUCUGACCAGCCCUGAUGGCACCCCUGUCCAUCCCUCUAGUUCGGGCGCCCCCUUUUGGGCAAGUUGAUGACCGCACGAUGAACGACCCGACCCCGACUCCGAGCCCGAGGCCGACCCCGACGCGUCCCUCUGGAUCCCACCUGCAAGCGCAAAGGGACAUUAUUAAUCGUGCCGGUUUCCCCCAUCGCCGUUAUGGUGCUUAUUAGUAGUGGCGUCGAUGGUGUUUUCCAUUGCCGUUGCGUCUCCCUUUCUUCCCUUCCUUCCUUUUUACUCUCCCUUCCCCCUUUGGCCCCUGCUCGGUUUGCCCGCCGCCGUAGUUGUCAUCUAACACCGUCCACAUCGCAUAAUCAGCCUGAACCCGAGCCCACUUUGCUCGAUACCUGCAUUCGAUAUUUUUGCAGUCGGACUGGUGGUACUUAUACAUACCUCAAGAUUGAUAUCCAAUCUUACGCUGGCACACCCACCCACACGUCUAACUGUCCGGGGGUACCUCGGGAGGCGGUUUGGGUCAGACAAGCGUCACUCGGCCUUCUUCGGCGGGAGCAAGGCCGGCGUGCUGGUGAAUACCCGUGGUCCAGCUGUCUGCAGUACUAGCUGCGACCAACAACAGGAUGGGGAGUGGGCUACCAACACCACCGCGGGAGGACGUUACCAAAGCAUAUAGCGUCAGGAAAACCGCGGCAGUAUCCAAGUCGGCAAAGGCAGCUCAGCGGAGUUCAAAACGUGGUUCCAUCAGGGUGCAUCUACCAGUACCCUCCAGCCAUGUAUCGUCGCUCGACCCACAGUCGGCGGCAGCAACUUCACAGUCUUCGGCAGACGCAAGACACAAGAGGGUAUGGAAAGCCUGCGAGAGGUGUCGGAUGAAGAAGACAAAGUGCGACGGCGAGUUUCCCUGCAAAAGGUGCAAGGAUGACGGACUCGUCUGCACGGCCGGCCUGCGGCGCAAGGCUGAGUACAAGAACAUACCACGGGGCUACGCCGAGGUGCUGGAGAACACGCAGUUCGCCCUCGUGGCGACCAUUCACAAGCUCUACGCCAUGGUCCGCGAGUCGCGGGCCUGGGACCUGGGUGAGCCCGAACUCAACGACAGGGGCCAGGCAGUCAUCCACGACAUCGCCUCGCGGCUGAGCUGCAUCCGGCCCAACAGCGACGUCGACCACGUGCCCGUCCAGGCCGCCUUCCCGGAGGACGAGGCCGGGCUGGCCGACCUGAUAGCGACGCUCCAGACGCAACAGCAACAGGAACAGCAACAGGCCGCCGGCUCGUCGCGGGCGGACCGGGCGAGCUCGUGCGAGAUGGAUACGUCGGACCUAGAGCACGACUAUAGGAAGAUGGCGUUUGGCGGCGGCGCGGCCAACGCGCCCUCGUCGUCGGCGGGCGCGGCGUCGCCGCAGAGCCUCUACACCGACCUGGACGCCAGGCCGGACUCGGCCGCGAGCUUCUCCCCGCACUCCCCCGCCCUCGGCCCGGGCGCCUCCGGCCUGUCUUACGAGCCGUGGGGCAGCGCGGGCGGCGGCAUGCCGGCGCGGCCCGACAUCAGCAUAGCAGACGUGGUGGGGGUCGGCGCGAUCGACGACUUCCACGACAGUUUCCUCCAGCGCGCCGACGCGCAGUUUAUGGACGAGGACCUGCUGCGCCAGGGGCUGCUCGAGUCCGAGUUUGGGAUCCUGAAGCCGCACGCGCCAUCGUGCGCCAACCCGGCGGCUAUGAUGGGGUUGGGAGACCCGAUGAUGUUUUCGGGAUAUGACCCAGAGACGUUGCGCAUGUGAGGGUCUGGCAUGCCUAGAAGCGAUCAGGAUCACUGCGAUGUGAGGAAAGAUCUUGUAGAUACCUAACUCCAACCAUUCAUGAUAGAACAUCUGCGUUACGACACAUGCGCAUCUGCCCGAUAGGGAGUAGGCUAUGCGAAGGGACAUGCACUCACACACGGCCAAGCCCCAUUGAGAACUCGCCAGCUCUCGCGAUACGUUGUGAAGUAAACCAUCGCCAUAUGGGGCGGAU